Messenger RNA from Mizuhopecten yessoensis (Yesso scallop), 1932 nucleotides. Its product is annotated as guanine nucleotide-binding protein G(o) subunit alpha-like. Gene Ontology annotation, biological process: adenylate cyclase-modulating G protein-coupled receptor signaling pathway. Gene Ontology annotation, molecular function: GTPase activity; G protein-coupled receptor binding; guanyl nucleotide binding. Bases 293 to 1372 code for a protein of 359 amino acids. Lineage: Eukaryota; Metazoa; Mollusca; Bivalvia; Pectinida; Pectinidae. The transcript is spliced from 9 exons. Gene Ontology annotation, cellular component: heterotrimeric G-protein complex. The record is from RefSeq and is a predicted model, not a curated record.
UAUAUGUAUAGGCGAUCAUAGCCAGACAGGUGAUUACACUGUAAACACAGGAUAUACACGGAAGACGAUCAUGACAGCUGAACGCUUAUGUCAUUAGACCAUUUUUUGGCUAUACGAGCAUUUUUUUCAGGAAAUUUCAUACGUUUUUCUUUUUCUAAUUCGGAUAUUACCAUAUUUGGAGGAAUGGGUUGAUGAUGUUGAUAGUUCUCCACGUGAGGACAGAGGUGUAUCAUUACCAGUGAUAAUAGUACAACUUUACAACCAAGUGUGAAACAUGUAGUCGCGUGUUACUAUGGGCCAAUGCUUAAGUCUGGACCAGGAAGAAUUAAAGGCACGUGCCCGUAGUGAAGAUCUUGACCGGCAGCUACAGAAUUGGUCCAAAGCGGACCAGAAUGUCAUCAAGAUACUAUUGUUGGGUGCUGCCGAGAGCGGGAAGAGCACACUGGUGAAGCAGAUGAAAAUAAUUCACAACGAUGGCUUCUCCUUUGAUGAGCUACUGUCUUUCAAGCCAGCUGUACUGGACAAUCUGUUGGGAUCCAUGAAGUACGUACUCACUGGUAUGGGACUGUUACGGAUCAACUUGGACAAUCCAAAGAACCGGGCGAACGCACAGGCAACUCUAACAUGCACGUGCUGCUUCGACAAGAACCACAUGAUGCUCCCACAUAUGACAAGCGCCCUGAGGGCAUUGUGGCAGGACCGUGGGGUUAGGAUAGCCGUAUCCCGGGGGUACGAGUACGAACUCAACGACUCUGCUAUCUACUACUUUGAAAACAUUGAGCGGAUCUGUUCCCGUGACUUCGUGCCAACAUCUGUAGACGUGUUACGGGCCCGAGUACGAACGACUGGGAUAAUUGAGACGUGCUUCAAAAUUAAUCACGUCCUCAUCAGAAUGUUCGACGUUGGUGGUCAGAGGUCAGAACGUAAAAAAUGGAUCCAAUGCUUUGAUGAUGUCAAUGCGCUACUAUUUGUGGCAGCUCUCAGUGCUUACGACAUGUGUCUGUAUGAGGAUCCUCAUGUGAACCGACUUCAGGAAAGUUUAAAACUUUUCAAAUCUAUGUGCAAUAAUAUUUUCUUCAUGGACACAUGUAUGAUUCUCUUCCUCAACAAGAUCGACCUAUUUAAGGACAAAAUUCGACAUUCCGGCAGACAUUUACGUCAUUUCUUCUCAGAAUAUAAAGGACCAGACAAGGACGUGGACCAGGCAGCACGCUUCAUUCAGAGAGAUUUCCAGAAUCAGAACCAUAAUCCGUCCAAGGUGGUAUAUCCCCAUUUCACUACAGCAACCGACACAAGUAAUAUACAGGUGGUGUUUCAGGUCGUAAUGGACUCUAUCCUCCGACAAAACCUCAACAUCAGCGCCCUCUUAUAGCAGGACCUGAAAUCCAGCCUCUAGACAAAUCAUCAUCAGCGCGCUUCAAUGGCAGGACAUGAAUCCAGCCGCCGACAAACUUUAACGCGCUCUAAUGACAUUAAAUAUGAUCUCACAAUUUAUGUGAUGUUCCUAGCCGAAUGUGACAUUGGGAGCCUCUUUACUGGAAUGCCUGUGCUUUAUAAUUGCUGUGGUUUAUUAAUGUGUAUCGUGAGGCCUCGAUUCAAUGUAAAUAUGGCGCCUUCUACAAUGUACAGUGUGUAUGUGUAAUAUACAUAUUGGUUGAAUGCAUUUUGGUCGUGGUGCAAUGCUUUCAUACAAAUUCAUAUUGUUAACUAAAACGCGCAUUAUUAUUUCAUUUGCAUGAUGGUGAAUAUCGUCAGUUAGCCCUGGCGUGGCAGAGUGCUCUCCCGUGUGUUUAAGUGUGGAAGUCUGAAGAUCGUUAGAGUUAUCUCUCUUUAAUAAAGUGAGUUCAGCCUCAUACCGUAUCACAAAGUAAUGCAUAAUAAAGUGAGGUUUACGCAAUAAAAGUCACUGGCAGUGACAAUCAAUCUAUAGCA